Molecule: messenger RNA, 967 nt
Organism: Taeniopygia guttata (zebra finch)
Lineage: Eukaryota; Metazoa; Chordata; Aves; Passeriformes; Estrildidae
Product: CTD small phosphatase-like protein 2-B
Source: RefSeq, a predicted model, not a curated record
AUGGCGGACCCUGCGGGACCCCCAGCACCGCCCUGCCCCGGGGGCUCCUAUUUCUUUGGGCUCCCCGAGGUUGAGCAUCAGGACGCUGCUGUCCCUGCGGCCCCCAGCCUGCCGAGCCCCGGGGCGCUGACCCCAGCGAGGGACGGGCCCCGCAGGGUGCGGAGGAGGCUGCAGCACACCCUGGUCCUGGAGCUGGAUGGGAUCCUGCUCUACUCCUCCCUCCUCGCCCACGGGCAGAAGGAUGCCACAGCCACCUUCACCACCGACUUCCAGGCGAGUUCCUACAAGGUUUCCCAAGAUGCUGUUCCCUCCCAGGUCCACGUGAAGCUGCGUCCACAUGUGCAGGAGUUCUUGGAGAGCCUUUCCAAGACCUACGAGAUCAUCAUCUACACCACUGCGAAGAAGGACUACGCCAAGAAGCUCCUGGAGGUGCUGGACCCCAGGAAGAAGCUGAUCAGGCACUGCCUCUCCCAGUCGGAUUGUGUCUGCUCCCAGGGCUGCUACUGGAAGGACCUGACCUGCCUGGGCAGGGACCUGGCCAGGGUGGUGGCCCUGGACCACACCAUGCAGGGCUUCCCUGCCCAGGCUGCCAACUGGAUCCCAGUGCCACCCUGGUCUGGGGACCCUCAGGAUGAGGAGCUGCUGCGCCUCAUCCCGCUGCUGGGCCAGCUGGGCCAGGCGGAGGACGUGCGCCCCGAGAUCCAGCGGCAAUUCCAGCCCUGCCAGCUGCCCACUGAGGAUUAGGCCUGCCUGGAGGAGCAGGGUGGGAACAGCUCUGGGAGAAGCUGUGCUGGGGGGCAGCCAGGGCCGGACGGUUGUGCCAGGAUCUCCCUUGGUGUUUUUCAUCCCUGGGGGCUGGGGGUGCCCCCAAGGACAGCCGGGGCCUUUGGAGACAAAGCUCCAUCCUGGCUCCCUCCUCCCCUACUCUGUGAGGUCCAGCCAAGGUUUUCACGGUCAUUAUAAGCUU